AUGUGCUCGCAGGUGUGCGACUUCCACGGACGUGCGGUGGCACACCCGCAGGAAUCAGUCGUCCCUUCAGCCUUGGCGGCUUGCUUCAUGUCCGGCAGCCUCGAGCAGCACCUCGUCUUCACGGGAUUGGUCGGAGCCGGCCCUCACUUGGAUUAUCUGACCACCACCGUCUACUUCUCGAUCAACUCUGGGCGCCCGCUGGCGAGAGCCGCCGGUCCAAUGCAGGUGGGGGAGGACGAGCGCGUCUACGUGGCCGUGAAAUACCCUACCAUGAACGAGCUCUGGCCGGAGAUCUACCAAAACGUCGCCGUUGAGGUGGUGCAGGUGGACGUCUUUAUCACGGUUCGUUCGGGGCACAAGACUAUCCGUUAUCCCGGCACCGAGCUGAAGGUGACAUACCGGCGCACCAGGAUGUCCCCGGAUGUUGUCGACUACGACGAUGAUGACGAGGAAGAGUGAAGACGAUGAUGACGAGGAAAAAGAGUGAAUACGACCAGAUUCGUAAACAACCGUUCGCGGCGUCUGCAGGAGGAGUGGCCCUUUCCUCCGCUCCAGACACUGAGGCAGGCGCGUCGUGCGUGAUGUAAAUACAACGCGCUACCUACGGUGUCGUCCCCGGUAGUCGCAUGUUACAUGGUGUCUUGUCUGUCUUGUCUUGUCUUGGUUGAUUGAUUGAGUGGUGUGAAUGUGUGUACGGUACGUUGUGAAAUUUUGAGGUAUGUUUUGUUUAUUAACGCCGACGUUGAGUGCAGGUGUUUCUGUAGUGAAUUGGUGCCAUUUUUAUUUAAUUGCCCCUCUGGCUAGAACUCGGAGCGGGCUGCGCACUACAGGGGGCUGGACCUUUUGGUUGGUUGAGCGCACCCAGCACGUAUUACUACUGUCUCGCCUACAUCUAGCAUGUCAUGUGUGAAGGCAGACUGGCGUGUUUCGCGUUGGUUUUUUUAUCCUUGUGUGAUGAUCCUACGUCGUGGGAGCUGGUCGAAAUACGCCAACUACGUAUGCUUUUAUCGAUCACGUUUACUUUAAGAUUGCAGGAUUUUGUUUUGGACACCGAAAGGUCAAGGUUUUGUUUCAUGGGGGGGGGUGGGACUAUAGAUAAUCUGACUUAUGUUUCCACGUAUAGCAUAUAAUACAUUCCAGGAAGAAAUCGUUCGUGCGAAGUUCAUUUACAGGAGGAAUGGCAGCGCGUCCGGACCACAACGAACGGUUAAUUUUAUUUUGGUGUUUGUUUGUGGCCAGCCACCCGCAUUGGUUUCUUCUUGACGGGGAGGUUGACUUGCUUGUUGGUUGUUUUGUGCCGCGCUUCAUUGCUGCUAUUUUUGCUGUCAGUCGCGUAAAGCCUCAGCUGUCUGUUUGUUCUUAACUCUAUUUGUGUUUGUCGACGAUCGGCGUUUUUAUGUUGUUGUUGUUGUAUACUAAAAUCCUUUGAGGCGACAAGGAACCGGAGAUGAUCCAUAUUGAUUGAUGUAUGUCUGAACCGAGCUUCUGAGUGGUUCGGCGGGAUGAGCCGUCACGCGACUUUUACAACAUACAUACGUAUGGGGAGGGUGGGGACUGACUGUUGU
Messenger RNA from Ectocarpus siliculosus, 1565 nucleotides. Lineage: Eukaryota; Phaeophyceae; Ectocarpales; Ectocarpaceae. The record is from the annotation of a GenBank genome assembly.